AUGUCACCGGCAGCUGUGAAACCAGGUUCAUUAAAAGAUCCUUCUAUAGCUUCUUUAUUUUCAAAGGAAGAUCCAGAAAAUAUAUAUGAAGAUUUACGUGAAAUUGGUCAUGGAUCAUUUGGUGCUGUUUUUUAUGCACAAAAUGUUAAUAAUCAAGAAACAGUUGCUAUUAAGAAAAUGAAUUUUAGUGGUAAACAGGCGCAAGAAAAGUGGUUAGAUAUUAUUAAAGAAGUCCGAUUUUUAAAACAAGUUAAAAAUAAUUAUAUUGUGGAGUAUAAGGGUUGCUACUUGAAAGAUUAUACCUGUUGGCUUGUUAUGGAAUAUUGUAUAGGAUCUUGUUCUGAUGUUAUUGAAGUUUUGAAAAAACCUUUACUAGAAAGUGAGAUAUCUUCUAUAGCAUCACAAGCUUUGUUAGGAUUAAGUUUUUUACAUUCUUUACCCCGAAUACAUAGGGAUAUUAAGGCAGGAAAUAUACUUUUGACUGAUCAAGGUAUAGUUAAAUUAGGUGAUUUAGGUUCUGUAUCAACAACAUGUCCAGCUCAAUCAUUUGUUGGUACACCUUAUUGGAUGGCUCCAGAAGUAAUAAUGGCUAUGGAAGAUGGUUUAUAUGAUGAUCGUGCUGAUAUUUGGUCUUUUGGUAUCACAUGCUUAGAAUUAGCAGAACAAAAGCCACCUCUAUUUAAUAGACCAGCUAUGUCGGCAUUAUAUCACAUUGCACAAAAUGAACCACCAAAGUUAGGGAGAGUAAAAGAGAAUGGAGAGGAUGCAGGGUGGAGUGAAGAUUUCCAUAAUUUUAUUGAUAAAUGUUUACAAACAGAACCAAAAAAAAGAAUGACUUCUAAUGAAAGUUUAAAUCAUUCUUUUAUUGUUAAUAGAGGUGGAAGUAAUCUUCCUUCAACUGAAGUAAUACUAAAAUUAAUUAAAAAAACAAAAUUAAUUGUACAAGAACAAGAUAAUAGUCAAUAUAGAAAAAUGAGAAAAUUAAUGUACUUGGAUGAACAACAUCAUCAUCAUAAAAGUGGUAGUAAUGAGUAUAACAAUGUACAUCAGUUUAGAAAUUUAAAUAUUGCCGGUGAUACAUGUAGUUUAGAUAGUCAUGGUACUGAUGAUGAUAAUCAUUCUAAUUGCCAAAGAAAUAGUAAUGAAGAUCAUGAUUCUUUAUGUAAUUCAAUAUCAAGUUUACAAAGUAAUGAUCUUAACAAUGGAAAUGGGUCGCUAAGGAAAAUUAGUGGGCAGUCAAAUGAAUAUUCUUGUAGAAAAGAUUCUACUACUUCCUUUAAUAACAAAUCUACAGGUAACAACUCUGGAAAAGGUCAAAAUUAUUAUUCUGUAAAUCGUCAUGACAAUAUAGCUGGUAUUACUAUAGCUGAAUCAACUUCUGAGACAUGUACACCUACAAUAAUAUUUUCAUCAAGAGUACAAACAGGAGAUGAGUCAUCAGACAUAUCAACAUUUUCUGCACCAUCAACAUAUCCUAGAAUUUAUGGAUCAUUAAAAGGUAAGGUUGCUACUAUUCCUGAAGAUAUUCCAUUAACUACGGGACAAAUUUUGACGAGUAAAAAGUCGAAUGCUAGUAUAUCAGCUUCAAAUGAUGAUAGUACAUCAUCAAAUGUACUUGCAUCCUCUCAAGAUGAUGUUAGUUCUAAAGAAUUUUUGAAUCUUGAUGAACAAUCAUAUGGAAUUGAUAAUGAGAAAAUUUCACUUCAUGGUCCUUUAUCAUUACAUCGUUCACCACAGGAAAAAAUUAAUACAUUAAGGCGAUCUAAAUUUUCAACACUUCGUACUACAAAAAUUAUUUCAAAAGAAGUUGAUGAAUAUAAAAGAGAAAAUAAUAUGUAUGAACAAAUGGUUGGUUAUAAACGUCUACGUCAACAACAUCAAAAAGAAAUUAAAAUUCAGGAAGAUAAAAAUAAUGUAGAAUUAGAUGGAUUAAGAUUAAAAUUAGAAAGAGAGUAUGAUCAAUUGAUACAGGCUAGUGUUAAAGAAUUGAAUAAGAUUAGACAACAAGCAAAAUCACAAAUGGAUAGAUUAAUAAAGGAACAUGAAGAAGCAGAGAAAAAGAUGAAAAAACAAAAGACAAAUCUUAAUGAUUAUAAAUUUAAAACUUUCGUUAAUUUACAAAAAAAAGAAUAUAAACAUAAUAAAGAAAAACUAAAAGUCGAUUUAAAAGGUAGAGCUUUAACUAGAAGUGAUUAUGAAGCUGCACUUAAAAAUGCCAAAUUAAUACUUCAAAGAGAUAAAGAAGAAAAAGAAAAAAUAUUUUAUAAAGAACAACAAGUUAAUUUAAAUACUGAAUAUUUUAAACUUAAAAAAGAUCAUUUAAUAACACAAAAUAAUUAUGAGCAUAAAUGGUUAGAGGAUGAAUAUACUAAAAAAUCUUAUCAACUUGAAACAUCUCAUUCAUUAUUAAGGAAACAUCAUGAAUUAACAAAAGAUAAAGAAGUUAGGUGCCUUGCAAUGUUAGAAGAAAUCAAAAAACGACAUUUGGGUAUUCAACAUGACACUGAAUUAAAUCAUCAGACGGAUCAUAAUAAUAGAAUGAUAGAUGAUAUGAGAAAGAAACAUGCUUUACAAUCAAAACAACAACCAAAAGAGCUUAAAAAUAAAGAGAUAUUAAUAAGAAAACAAUUUAGACAUGCUGUUAAAGUUCGGGCAAAACAAUUUAAAACUUAUCAAAGUCAAUUAUUAGCAACUGUUGCCAAGGAGGAACAAAAAGAGUUGAUAAAUAAAUUGAAAGAAGAACAAAAAAGAAAAAUUGCUGCAUUGGCUGAUGAGUAUGAAAGAUCAAUUGGUAAUAUGGUUUCCGAACAAACAGUUCAAUUAGAAACUUGGCAAGAGGAGGAAGAAAAGAAUUUAAAUGAAAAAUUGAAAAAAGAUAUAAAUGAAUUGAAACAAUUUCAAGAGAAACAAAGAAAUAAUCUUGAAAUUACUUUAGAUAGAGAAAGAAAAAGUCUUUUUGAAAAAAUUGAAAAUAGACGUAUAGAACUUGAAGAAAAGAUAUCUCAAGAAAUUUUAAAUUUUAAUGAAGAAAAACGUCAACGUUUUUUGGGAUUGGAACAAAAACAACAAUUAAAGAUGGAUGGAUUGAUUGCUCAUGAGAUGUCUUUUACAGAUUCAACAAUGUAUGAUCUCCAAAGUGAAAGUAUAAAAGCAUCAAAUUCUCAGUUUUCAACUAUUCAUCAUUCUGGUAGUAAUGUUACAUCACCGUCAUCACAUUCAAGUACUGGCAAUAUUACAUCAACCCGAGUAUCAUCUACCUCUGAAUAUGGAUCACCAAUUGUCAAAACUGGUAGAAAUAGUGAUAUCACAGAUCAAACGAAUUUUUAG
Strongyloides ratti is the source of this 3327-nucleotide messenger RNA. Its product is annotated as Serine/threonine-protein kinase TAO3. The coding region runs from base 1 to 3327 and encodes 1108 amino acids. Gene Ontology annotation, biological process: protein phosphorylation. The record is from RefSeq and is a predicted model, not a curated record. Gene Ontology annotation, molecular function: ATP binding; protein kinase activity. Lineage: Eukaryota; Metazoa; Nematoda; Chromadorea; Rhabditida; Strongyloididae. The transcript is spliced from 3 exons.